GCAAUCAGCUGCACACCCAGCAAAGUGGAUUAUUUAUUCGCAUCGGUCUGAUCAGUCAUCACAUUUAUCAAUCAUUUUGUGACAGAGGAAUUAUUCACCAUUUUUUAAUCGAAUCAUCCUUUGAUUUUGACCACUUUUUCUGGGAAAGCUACUCUCUACUGCUACUCUCUCGACCUCGUAAAAGAGCCAGAUCGUGAUAGACAAAGGUGAAAGACAGUCGAGUGCAAUCUGUAAUUUGCCAUAGGGUGGUGGGCAUGUUUUGAGAGGUUUAAGCAGAACUAGCAAGCAAUGAAUUCCCAGUACGGGCAUGGAGGACGAGGUGGUCCGUACAAUAACCAGGCCGCAUCCUCAAUAUCUCACUCUCGAGGUUCUAAACUGAAAAUCAGUGCUCAAGAUCUAAUGUGUAAGAACAAUUGUGGACAUUAUGGAAACGAAGUUCAAGAAGGCUAUUGUUCCGUUUGCUACAAAUUGUACAAGCAACAACAACAACUUCGCCAACAGCAAUAUGCCGAGUCUCCACGUGAUAAUGAUUCAUUUAAUAUAUUUGGAAGGUCUGCUAUCUCAUCAGGAUUUGCUACCAUUCCAAAAGCUGCAAAAUUAUCAUUUGACAGUCUUUCCUCGCCAUUGUCUGGUUUUGCAAAGUUUGAAGAGAAAAAAAGGCAUCAGGCUGGUCACAAAUCAAAAUCAUUUCGUUCAGUAUUUCGAAAAAGUCCGACCCCAUCUCCGUCAAAGUCUCCAGAUUUAAAGGCGACUAGCAGUAAAGAGCGGCCUAGUUCUGCAUCCUCUACACCCAACCAUUUGGGGUCCAGUUCACCUAAAAUGUCUCCCCAGAGACCGCAAGACACGGAGAAGGAACAAAUUCGAAAUGAGAUAAACACGUUUCUCCUUCAGUUUCCCAAGCAAAUUGUUCACGAUGUUGUCGUAAAGGUUAAACAAUGUGAAGCAGAGUUGACACGGGCUUGCAGGACAAGCAACAUGGCCGUUGAAGAGAUCUCAGACAUUGCUCAAGACUUUUACCGGAAUUUCAAAGGGAAAGUGGACAUGGUUCCUUGUUAUCAAAGUAUGACGGCGGAUGACAAAGAACUUUUAAUGGACCUAAUCGAAAAGUACCUCACAAUUAGUCUAUAUAAAGAGCUUUUUAGUCCAAUAAAUACCACGACGGAUGACGAAGAUAAGGAUUUGCUGUUGCAAAAUAGAAUUCGAAGUUUAAAUUGGAUCACCUGCAAACAUUUAGAUGUUAUACUCAAUGAGCGAGACCAGCAAGUUCGCGAUUACGUCUUUCAGUCUAUAAAUGCUAUCAUUGGAAUGGAUUCUGUGAAGCCACCGCAAGAAAAGUUGCUGUGUAUAACGCAGUGUAGUCACCGCAUAUUGGAAGCGCUAGGGAUGUCCAAACAAGCUCCAACUUCUGCUGAUGACUUUCUUCCAACCCUCAUUUAUAUUGUGAUUAAAGCAAAUCCUACCCGGCUGCAGAGUAAUAUCAACUUUAUUACUCGGUUCUGCAAUGCUUCUCGUUUAAUGAGUGGUGAAUCAGGCUACUUCUUUACAAAUUUGUGUUGUGUUGUCUCCUUCAUUCAAAACAUGAAGGGAGAAUCUCUAUCAAUGACAGAAGAAGAAUUUGAAGACUAUGUUAGUGGAAGAACUAUCCCCUCUGAGAGUUGGGAUAACUAUUUUUCUGAAUCUCUGCAUUCAAUGGAGGAAAUGUCGAAUGAUUUAAUUGAAAUGAAAUCCCGGCAUGACGACUUUAUACGAAAUGUGGAUGUCCUACGAAAAAAUAUGCAACAAAAACAGGAAUGGGUUUCGAAGCAAGUGAAUGUGAUUUUGAAGAGGACUCCAUUAACGUUUAAGCUGAGAAAGGUCCCAACAAAUAUUGAUGAUGAAGACGUCUGCUCGAGCCAACCUUCUCUCCCGGCACCACUACAGCCUGUAGUUAUAAGUAAAUUGGUCAAAGAUGUCAAUUUGGAACCUAAUAAGGAACCUCCACCCGUCACACCCACCUCCACCACCACAGAAUUACGAUCUUCCAGCGACCGGCCAAACAGUGAAGAUAACUGUUCAAACUCCAAUCAAGACAUUACCGCGACUGAAAUCCAAUCAGCAUCUCAAAAGAGUGAAAUAGAAAUCCCUGUGGCAUUGGAACAAGAAGAGAGUCGUGAUAUAAGGGGGGCGGAUCAAGUACUUUCUAGUCAAAUGUCAUUGACUGACGAAUUUCUUUCUGCGGAAGAAAAGUCAGGGUCGGAAGAAGAGACUUUUUACAAUGAAAAGAAAGUGGAAAGCGAGGCUGAAAAAUCAUCGGAAUAGCCAAUCAAUCUUGUAUCCCUAGCCAUGUGCUUUGCCUCAUUAAGUAAUACUCUCGUUUUGGUUGUCUUCCUGACACUUUUGCAUAUGUAAAACCAUUAGCCUCGUGCUUAAUGUAUUUUAUUCCGUGCGGAUUUUGUGCAAUAGUAUAAAAACCUUCAAAACAACUAUUUUAGAAUAAUUUGAUGACCAAUAAAAACCUAAGUACAUUGAUUAUUGAAAAA
This is a messenger RNA of Folsomia candida, 2519 nucleotides long. RefSeq names its product rab5 GDP/GTP exchange factor (gene Rabex-5). Gene Ontology annotation, biological process: vesicle-mediated transport. The coding region runs from base 289 to 2298 and encodes 669 amino acids. Lineage: Eukaryota; Metazoa; Arthropoda; Collembola; Entomobryomorpha; Isotomidae. The record is from RefSeq and is a predicted model, not a curated record. Gene Ontology annotation, molecular function: zinc ion binding; guanyl-nucleotide exchange factor activity; DNA binding. The transcript has 11 exons. Gene Ontology annotation, cellular component: endocytic vesicle; cytosol.